AAAGCAGAUAUUACCUUUCCGAUGGUUAUUGCAACCUUAAGCACUCACACGCUUCUUGACCACGAGUUUGACACUUAACUCAACUUUCCAAAAAUGCCGAAAUCAAAAAGGGACAAAAAAGUGUCACUGACAAAGACCACAAAAAAGGGGUUGCAGGCAAAACAUUCUUUGGUUGAGCAGAUAAGGAAAAGUGUCGAGCAGUACAAAAAUAUAUUUGUCUUCUCAGUUGAAAAUAUGAGGAAUGGGAAAUUGAAGAAUUUGAGAGGUGAUUGGAAUGACAGCAGAUUUUUCUUUGGGAAAAAUAAAGUAAUGACUCUUGGUCUUGGAAGAAAGAAAGAAGAUGAAGUUGAAGACAACUUACACAAACUCUCUGCCAAACUGAAAGGACAGUGUGGUCUUCUGUUUACCAACAGAUCUAAUGAUGAUGUCACAAAAUUUUUUGACACCUACUUGGAAAAAGACUAUGCAAGAAGCGGUUUUGUAGCUACAGAAACAGUGGUGGUUCCUGAAGGACCGCUUCCUGAAUUCCCCCAUUCAAUGGAGCCACAGUUAAGACAAUUGGGACUCCCAACAUCCCUAAAGAAAGGAGUGGUUACACUCUUGACAGAUCACAAAGUCUGUAAUGAGGGUGAUGUGCUUACACCGGAACAAGCAAGAAUACUUAAACUGUUGGACAACAGAAUGGCACAAUUUAAAAUUUCCUUGAUCUGCAUGUGGUCUAAAGGUGGCAUGUUCAAAACAAAGAACGGCAGUAAAAAUAAAAAGUUGGAAGAAAAUAUGGAAACAGAAACAGAAGAAACUUAAGAAAGCUUCUUUAAAACAUUAACUUUUAAUGAAUUAUUUGUAUAUAUGGUUGUAAUAAAAGUUUUUAUAUACA
Messenger RNA from Cimex lectularius (bed bug), 877 nucleotides. It is a transcript of the gene RpLP0-like, whose product is annotated as mRNA turnover protein 4 homolog. The record is from RefSeq and is a predicted model, not a curated record. NCBI's taxonomy places the organism in Eukaryota, Metazoa, Arthropoda, Insecta, Hemiptera, Cimicidae. Gene Ontology annotation, cellular component: nucleolus; preribosome, large subunit precursor. Gene Ontology annotation, biological process: ribosomal large subunit assembly; nuclear-transcribed mRNA catabolic process; ribosomal large subunit biogenesis. The coding region runs from base 94 to 804 and encodes 236 amino acids. Gene Ontology annotation, molecular function: RNA binding. The transcript is spliced from 5 exons.